AUGUCAGUUAGAGUGUCAGCUGUUCUUAAGUUUUGGACUAGGUCGGGCGUGCGCUCGGUUCUUCGUCUUUGCUCGCUCGUUUCUAACUUAGCCUGUCGCCACCAAGUCGAUCGUCGCGCCACCGUGCACAGCGCUGCCAGCACGCCUGUCGUUCUCCUCCUUGUGUCGUACUCCUCCCUUCACUCGUUUCUAAUCCAUACCACCGGUGCCAAGCAUGUCGGGAGCGCCACCGUGCAUAGCGCUGCCAGCACGCCUGUUGUUCUCCUCCCUGUGUCGUACUCCUCCCUUCACUCAUUUCUAAUUCAUACCAUCGGCACCAAGCAUGUCGGGAGCGCCACCGUGCUCCACCCAGUGCCGCUGUGGUCCUUUGCAGGCUUCUCGAGAUGGUGUCAGCCUUCGGUUGUUAAAGUUUGUAUCAAGAGGCAUAAAGGUUCAAAUCCAUAUCACCAGGAGAUUCUGUGCGGCGAGAAUGCGGCAGAAAAGUUGCUGGUGAAGGUGUGCCACAUGGGAGGAUGAUGAUGCUGAAGAAAAAUGAGUCGAAGCUUGACAGGUGAUCCGAAGCUGACUGAUGUCAAAAGCUGAAGACCUUGCUGGAAAAAUUUUAGAGAAAAAUCUUGUAAUAUCAUUGUAAAAAAUAUUUGUAAUUUAAGAAUCAGAUACUAAUUCUGUAAUUUGUGUAUACUUUGUAAUAUAUCUUUACCUUUUUGUCCAUGUAUUGAACUGCUUUGCUGUGGACGAAACUA
Zea mays is the source of this 743-nucleotide messenger RNA. RefSeq lists its product as uncharacterized. Lineage: Eukaryota; Viridiplantae; Streptophyta; Magnoliopsida; Poales; Poaceae. The coding region runs from base 1 to 516 and encodes 171 amino acids. The transcript has 3 exons. The record is from RefSeq and is a predicted model, not a curated record.